Molecule: messenger RNA, 1035 nt
Organism: Candidula unifasciata
Lineage: Eukaryota; Metazoa; Mollusca; Gastropoda; Stylommatophora; Geomitridae
Source: the annotation of a GenBank genome assembly
AUGUCACUGAUGCGUUACCUGACCCCAUCCAAAUUUCUCGUUGUUUGUGCAGCAGUCUUGAUGGUGAUAUUAAUGAUCCUCAUCAUUGAUCUCACAUUCAGUUGCAACAGUGAAGAGCUUGCCUCUACCAAACGACUGCUGCAGAAAUACUCAGAUCAGCUGCAGACAUUGAAGACUGAGCAUGUCUUGAUGGCCCACAAGUUAAGAGAAACUGAACUACAGUUGGCCACAGGUGGUACAAAUAGAUUGUCCAACUGGGUCAGCGGCUUACCUGUAAUUUAUUUGAUCACUCCCACGUACACCAGACUUGAACAGAAAGCCGAGCUGACCAGACUCAGUCACACCUUGAUGCUUGUUAAAAACAUUCACUGGAUUGUUAUAGAAGAUUCUGAAAGCCAGACAGAUUUAGUUGCCAGAUUUUUAAAACAGACAGGCCUAAACUACACACAUUUAAAUGUGCCAACGCCAGCAGAGUUUAAGUUAAAUAUGGAUGAUCCUAAUUGGCUGAAACCAAGGGGCGUCUUACAGAGAAAUGCUGGAUUAGAAUGGCUGCGGAGAAAUACAUCACCUCGCAGACAACCUGGUGUGGUAUAUUUUGCAGAUGAUGAUAAUACAUACAGUUUAAAGUUAUUUGAUGAGAUGAGAUUUACAAAAAAAGUGUCAGUAUGGCCAGUGGGACUGGUUGGUUAUUUAAGAUACGAGAAACCAAUUGUCCAAAACGGUAAAGUCAUCGCUUGGUUCACCUACUGGAAACCGAACCGCCCCUUUCCCAUGGACAUGGCUGGGUUUGCCAUCAACCUGCAGUUGCUGCAUGAUCACCCGGAGGCAGCAUUCACAAACUCUGUACAGCGGGGCUACCAGGAGUCCACCCUACUCUCAGGGCUGAAGAUUUCCCAGGAUGACCUGGAGCCUAAGGCAAACAUGUGUUCAGAGGUUUUAGUGUGGCACACAAGGACAGAGAAAAGCAAGACAAGAAAUGAAGACAAUAUGAUAAGGAAGUACGGCAGAGGUUCGGACCCCAGAGUUGAAGUCUGA